This is a messenger RNA of Helianthus annuus (common sunflower), 771 nucleotides long. RefSeq names its product coiled-coil domain-containing protein 1-like. The coding region runs from base 1 to 771 and encodes 256 amino acids. Lineage: Eukaryota; Viridiplantae; Streptophyta; Magnoliopsida; Asterales; Asteraceae. The record is from RefSeq and is a predicted model, not a curated record. The transcript is spliced from 3 exons.
AUGAAGGUAUGGGAAGAGGAUGAUGUAACUGAAGAGAAUGCAGCUGGAGUUGAUGCUGGUGAAAAGAUUGCUGACAAGAAGAAGAGUGAUCAGAAAAAGGACACUGAAAAGGCUUCAUCUGAAAUUCCAGGUUUGGAUGAUAUACCAGAUAUGAACUUUUACGAUGACAAAAUAUUAAAGAUAAUGGAAGAAAAGAUCAAGAAGCUAGAAGAUAAAGUGAAGUGUCUGGAAGCUGAGAAUGUGGUUUUGAAUGAUAGAGUUCAAAUAUUAGAAACAAAGAAUGUGCAGCUGACGACAUCAAACACAAUGCUUCUUGAAGAGAACGAACAGUUGAAGAAGAUUGUUGAUGAUCACGAGGAAGAUCGGAAGCUGAGAGAUAAAAAGAUGGAUAUGUUGUUUGCCAUGUUUGAAAGUAAAUUUGGUGUUAGUGUGGAGGAGGAGUUUAAUCAGAUCGAGAUUCGUAAAGUUGAAGCUCGAAGAAAAGACAAAUCUAAGGUUGAUGAUAUUCCUAACAUCACUAAAUUCGUCUGUAUUGGUCAACAAGUGACAGUGGCGUACAGUGAAGAAGAAACGGAAAGGUUGGAUGAAGUUGAGAGGCGAAGGAAUAAAGAUAAGAAAGAUGAUAAUGAAGACGAAGAUGAAGAACUUAAAGAUGUUGAUGAUCCUGUUAAUGUUGAUGAUAAUUCAGAUGAUGAUCAUGAUAGUGAUGAUGAUAACGAUCAGGGUGGAAUUGGUUUUCAGAUUGUGAGUAGGAAAGAAGAUUGUGAGUAG